CGACGCGUUUAUCUAGUGUGACUGGAAAAUGGCCAUUCCCUCACGUAAAAAUGUGCACCGCGCCCAGCGCAAGCAGAUCAAGAAGCACCGUCCCGAGAUUAUCGUGAUUGACCUUCGGGACCAUGUCCUAGGGCGUGCCGCGGCCGUCGUCGCCAAGCAGCUACUCCUAGGAAAGAAAAUCACGGUGGUGCGAUGCGAGAAGCUCACCAUCGCCGGGACGGAGAUUCGCAACAAGAUCAAAUACCUGCAGUUCCUCCGCAAGCGCAAGCUGACAAACCCCACCCUGGGCCCCUUCCACCACCGCUCCCCCUCCGACAUCUUCGUCCGGACCGUCCGUUCUAUGCUGCCGCGGUACACGAAGCGCGGGAUGACGGCCCUGCACUCGCUCGUGGCCUACGAGGGCGUCCCCCCGAACGUCGUGCGGGCGGGGGGCCGCGUCGUGAUCCCGCGGGCCCAGCGCCACCACUGCUACCGCGCGGAGCGCCCCUACACCGUCCUGGGGAACAUGUGCAAGCACGUGGGCUGGAAGUACAGCGACGUCGUGGAGAAGCUCGAGAAGGCCCGUGUGGAGAAGUCGCAGCGGCAUUAUAACAAGAAGGAAAAGCUCCGCCAGGCCUGGCGCGACGCGCGCCAGGAGGCGCUUCAGAAGAUGCCAAAGCACAACGUCGAGGUCCUCAAGAAAUUUGGCCUUGCCUAGGCGAUACGCGUACGAUAUUUUAUGUUGAUUUGAUGCUUUCUUA
Molecule: messenger RNA, 740 nt
Organism: Phytomonas sp. Hart1
Lineage: Eukaryota; Euglenozoa; Kinetoplastea; Trypanosomatida; Trypanosomatidae
Source: the annotation of a GenBank genome assembly